CCGGCCCUGGAGCGUGGGGGAGGAGCUUCCGGGGGCGACGCUCAGGCCCCCUCGGAACCGGAAGUUGGGCCUGGGAUCCUUGACGUUAGGAACGAAGUCGAACCUGGAUCUGGAGCCGGAUUCCGGCUCCCGCUUCCUGCCCCAAGCCUGUUGAAGGGCGCGAGACGCUCGAUCUCCAUGCUUUAUGGACCAGCCCUCUCGUCGUGGCCCGAGAAGCUAGCUUGACUUCUUGGUCUUGAUUCCCGGCGCUCCCAGCCUCCACAGCUCGACUACCUUCAGAGUUCUAGGAAGCUUGCCCCGCCCCCUGGGUUGUCACCCUCGGCUGUCUACCCAGAAUGAAGUCCAGACUUGAGCCUUACUCCAAACUCUUGGGUGUGAGAUUAUUUCCUGGCGAAGAAGCUCCUUUCCUCCGCUCCCCGCCCCCACACUGAUUUAGGAAGAUACAGGGGCAGGGGACAUCUGUCAAGCUUAGUGUUUGUGACCUGUGCAAGGUUUAGGAUUUGGAAGAACAGCUCUUGAGAUGGGUUUAAGAUUAAAGAAUUCUAGUCCAGGAGCAGCUCAGCUUUUCUAUUAUCAAGAUGACCCUCUUUAGCAAAUGGGAGAGGCCCAUUGUUCCACUACAGCAUCUGUGAACUCUCCUGCUUCCUGUGCCCCAUCUGUGUAUAGGGUAGUUGAAUGAUAAGGCGUUCAGAUGUGAUCAGAUAGUCUUGUUCUUGGAAGGACCCCGGAAAGGCUCUCACAUUCAUUCCUCUGUUGCUGGGUGAGAUUGUCAUAAUUUUAGUGGUGGCCUAUAUUCAUGACAAACAUAAGGAGAGCAGAAACGGGAUAGUUGGGAGAAGUGAUGGGAUUUGGAAUACUCCAAAUCUGCUUGAAGUCCCUCUGCUUGAAGGAUAGGUGAAUGAUCUUUUUACAUGAAAUCUUUGUCAUUGAUCCUUGAACUGUUUUCCUAGGUUAUUGUGAGAAGUUUUUGUUCCUGGCCUGCACUUACUGGUGUCUGUUACCUUGCUAGAGUUUUGGGUGUCCUUUGCAUUUAAUGAUUUUAAUGCUUUAGUUUUCAAAUCCAUACAUUCUUUUGGUGGAAAGACUGGGGAUGGAGUAGCAUUUGAAUUAUUGCAGUUCAGCCAAAUAAUUUAUUUCUCUGAUCAGUUACUCUAGAAUUUGUCUUUUGAGAAGGAGGGAAUUUAACUGAUCUGUUUUGUAUGUGUAGCCUGAGUGAUGGAAAAUGACUAGCACUUUAGAGGGUAUUCAGUGUUUGUUGAAUGAAUGGAUGCUAGGGUGAAUGAAUGGAAAGUGGGAACAUUGUUUCAUUUACUUAUAAUAUCACAGUAGUUCAUCAGUGGCAGGACUCCUUGUGUGACUAGACACUAGAAAUCAUACCACUGGGGAAUGGAGGCUAUUCCCCAUUCCAAUGGGGCCUAUCUGAAGUUGAAAUUUAUACCCUCCUGGCAGUGACAAAGCAUGGGGUUCACAUAACAAAUCCUUACUUUGAGGAGGUAAUGUGGCUACUGGCUGGGGCAGAAAAUUACAAAGAUCUUGUGGUAGUAUGGGAACAAUUAGGCUGAUAACUGCCUGAUAAGGUCAGUCCUUUUUUUAUCUAUACUUUCUACCCUGAAUAGUUGUUCUCUCUUUAGGAAGUUGAUUUUGACUAAUAUCUCUCUUCUCUCUCAUCUAUUAGGUGAGACCAAGUUGGGGAUGCACUCAUAAUGAACGUCAACCAGUCAGCUCCACCUGUGCCGCCAUUUGGGCAGCCCCAGCCUGUCUACCCAGGAUAUCAUCAGUCUAGCUAUGGUGGGCAACCAGGGUCCACAGCACCCCCAACUUCCUAUGGAGCCUACAAUGGCCCAGUACCAGGCUAUCAGCAAACACCUCCCCCAGGUGUGUCAAGAGCCCCACCUUCUUCAGAGGCACCUCCAGCCUCAACAGCACAGGCCCCUUGUGGCCAGGCUGCUUAUGGCCAGUUUGGCCAAGGAGAUGUACAGAAUGGGCCGAGCUCCACUGUUCAGAUGCAGAGGUUCCCUGGGUCUCAGCCAUUUGGGUCAGUCCCAUUGGCCCCUGUGGUCAGCCAGCCAGCUGUGCUUCAGCCCUUUGGCCCUCCCCCGACAAGUGCACAGGUGACUGCUCAGCUGGCAGGAAUGCAGAUCAGUGGUGCUGUGGCUCCAGCCCUUCCCCCUGUGGGGCUGGGCUAUGGCCCACCAACAUCGCUGGCCUCAGCCUCAGGAAGUUUCCCCAACUCUGGUCUGUAUGGCUCCUAUCCUCAGGGCCAGGCUCCUCCCCUUAGCCAGGGCCAGGGUCAUUUUGGGGCCCAGCCUCCCCAGCGAUCUGCCCCACCACAGGCCUCCAGCUUCACAUCCCCAGCUUCAGGGGGUCCUCGGAUGCCUUCGAUGACUGGUCCACUCCUGCCUGGACAGGGUUUUGGGGGGCCCUCUGUGAGCCAGCCCAACCAUGUGUCCUCACCUCCUCCUCAAGCUCUGCCUCCUGGCAGCCAGAUGACUGGGCCCCCAGGACCACCACCACCUAUGCACUCCUCCCAGCAGCCAGGCUAUCAGCUGCAACAAAAUGGUUCCUUUGGACCAGCCAGGGGCCCUCAGCCCAAUUAUGGAAGUCCCUACCCAGGAGCAUCCACUUUUGGCAGUCAGCCUGGGCCUCCUCAACCACUGCCUCCUAAGCGCCUGGAUCCUGAUGCCAUCCCAAGCCCUAUUCAGGUUAUUGAGGAUGACAGGAACAACCGGGGUUCAGAGCCAUUUGUUACUGGAGUACGGGGCCAGGUGCCACCCUUAGUCACCACCAACUUCCUGGUGAAAGACCAAGGGAAUGCAAGUCCCCGAUACAUCCGAUGCACAUCCUAUAAUAUCCCUUGCACAUCUGACAUGGCUAAACAAGCCCAGGUGCCUCUAGCAGCUGUCAUCAAGCCACUGGCAAGGCUGCCACCAGAGGAGGCUUCACCGUAUGUCGUGGACCAUGGGGAAUCUGGCCCUUUGCGCUGCAAUCGCUGCAAAGCAUAUAUGUGCCCCUUCAUGCAAUUCAUUGAGGGAGGGAGGCGCUUCCAGUGCUGCUUUUGCAGUUGUAUCAAUGAUGUUCCCCCCCAGUAUUUUCAACAUCUGGAUCAUACCGGCAAACGUGUGGAUGCUUAUGACCGUCCUGAGCUAUCGUUGGGCUCUUAUGAAUUCUUGGCCACUGUAGAUUACUGCAAGAACAAUAAGUUUCCCAGCCCUCCUGCCUUUAUCUUCAUGAUUGAUGUCUCCUACAAUGCCAUCAGAAGUGGUCUUGUUAGGCUCCUCUGUGAGGAGCUCAAGUCACUGUUAGAUUUUCUACCUAGGGAGGGUGGAGCAGAAGAGUCCGCAAUCCGUGUUGGCUUUGUCACCUAUAAUAAGGUGCUCCACUUCUACAAUGUGAAAAGCUCAUUGGCCCAGCCACAGAUGAUGGUUGUAUCUGAUGUGGCUGACAUGUUUGUGCCACUGCUGGAUGGCUUCCUGGUCAAUGUCAGUGAGUCUCGGGCAGUCAUCACCAGCUUAUUGGACCAGAUUCCUGAAAUGUUUGCAGACACCAGAGAGACAGAGACAGUAUUUGCUCCAGUUAUCCAGGCUGGGAUGGAGGCUCUAAAGGCUGCUGAGUGUGCAGGGAAGCUGUUUCUGUUCCACACCUCCCUGCCCAUUGCAGAGGCCCCAGGGAAACUGAAGAACAGAGACGACAGGAAGUUGAUCAACACAGACAAGGAGAAGACUCUGUUCCAGCCUCAGACAGGUGCCUAUCAGACCCUGGCCAAAGAGUGUGUGGCCCAAGGCUGCUGUGUAGACCUCUUCCUCUUCCCUAACCAGUAUGUGGAUGUGGCCACGCUCUCUGUUGUACCCCAGCUCACUGGUGGCUCUGUCUACAAAUAUGCUUGCUUUCAGGUGGAGAAUGACCAGGAACGGUUCCUGAGUGACCUGCGUCGGGACGUACAGAAGGUUGUUGGCUUUGAUGCUGUGAUGCGUGUUCGGACAAGCACUGGUAUCCGUGCUGUAGAUUUCUUUGGGGCUUUCUACAUGAGCAACACAACAGAUGUGGAGCUGGCUGGGCUGGACGGGGACAAGACGGUGACUGUGGAGUUCAAGCAUGAUGAUCGGCUCAAUGAAGAGAGUGGAGCCCUCCUGCAGUGUGCUCUGCUCUACACCAGCUGUGCAGGGCAGCGACGGCUCCGCAUCCACAACCUGGCCCUGAACUGCUGCACCCAGCUGGCUGAUCUGUAUCGAAACUGUGAGACUGACACACUCAUCAACUACAUGGCCAAGUUUGCAUACCGGGGGGUCCUAAAUAGCCCUGUGAAGACUGUUCGUGACACUCUCAUCACUCAGUGUGCCCAGAUCCUGGCCUGUUACAGAAAGAAUUGUGCCAGCCCCUCCUCUGCAGGACAGUUGAUCCUUCCUGAGUGCAUGAAGCUACUCCCAGUUUACCUGAACUGUGUGUUGAAGAGUGAUGUCCUGCAGCCUGGAGCUGAAGUCACUACUGAUGACCGUGCCUAUGUCCGACAGCUGGUUACCUCCAUGGAUGUGGCCGAGACCAAUGUCUUCUUUUAUCCUCGGCUCCUACCAUUGACAAAGUCUCCCAUUGAGAGUGCCACUGAACCACCAGCAGUUCGAGCAUCUGAAGAGCGUCUGAGCAAUGGGGAUAUAUACUUGCUGGAGAAUGGGCUCAACCUCUUCCUGUGGGUGGGAGCAAGUGUCCAACAGGGUGUUGUCCAGAGCCUCUUCAGUGUCUCCUCCUUCAGUCAGAUCACCAGUGGCUUGAGUGUUCUACCAGUUCUGGAUAAUCCACUGUCCAAGAAGGUGCGAGGCCUCAUUGAUAGCUUAAGAGCACAGAGGUCACGGUACAUGAAGCUUAUCGUGGUGAAACAGGAGGACAAGCUGGAGAUGCUGUUCAAGCACUUCCUGGUGGAAGACAAGAGCUUGAGCGGGGGAGCAUCCUAUGUGGACUUUCUCUGUCAUAUGCACAAGGAAAUUCGGCAGCUACUGAGCUAGAGCAAGUGGGUAAAUGGCAUAGGGUCCCAGGCCAGCUUCCAGAAAGUACACCAGGAUGGCAGAGAAAUUGGAACAGUUCCAUUAUCUUAUAAGUCAUGUAAGCUGACCUCAAUCUCUCUGGGGGGAGGGGGAGGUAUAAGGAGACACCUUUCUGGAAUCAAGUAUCCUACCACUCUGUCAUGUCCUGCUGAUGGAAGGUGCCCCUAUCCCCUCACUUUACCCUCCUUUUCCUGCUAAUCCUGUCGUAAUGAAUGUAGUUUCUCAGUUCACUGUAUAUGAUUCGGUAUUGGGGGAUUUGGAGGCACCCAGAUUCUGGCAAUAUUAUGUGUCCCCUUAGACCAGCCUCCAAGAAGAGAGGGGCAGGCAGGAAGGAGUGGGAAUCCCAGGGGUACUAUACGGGGGUGGGUAGGGGCUAAUUCAGCUCAGUGUCAUCAAAAACUUCCUAUAUUAGGGACGAAACAUUCAGGUGCACAAGAGCUGGGGUAUAGACCAUAGAUGGUGGAGAGAAAAGUGGUUGGUCAGUCCUUUUUGGGCCUGGAAGUCAGCAGCCAAGUCAAAGUUGGAGAGUGGUUGAUUAGCUCUUCUGUCUCCUGCAAUGAUUGGUGAUCACUAAGUGGAUAGAGGCACAUUGUCAGAGAUGAAUGAGCCUGGGAAGUGAGUUGCAAAGAAUAUUAAGACCUGGGAGAGGUAACAGCCUCUUUCCCAGCUGGAGAGGCUCCAACACUGGAUGGUUCUGUUGGGAGCCUGGUCAUCAAUUUGCAAUACCUCACAGAGCCAGCCCCAUCCCACUCUGAGCUCCCACUGGAAACACUGCUUCUCCAAGCUGGGAGUUGUUGAGAGGGGAGAGGCAGAGGUGGCUGGAGCUCUGUUCUCUCCUGCCGGGACACCAUUCAAGCUCUGGUAUUGACAGAGUGGCCGACCGUUAUCUUCCAACCUGAACUGGCUGGGGCAGGACAAGGGCUAGGCUUGAUGGUGGCCAGGCUUGCCUGCUCCCAGCCUGGGAUGCCCCUGCUCCAGACCUCUCAUUUCUCUUCAUUGGUUUAUUUUUCAAUGCAUCUUUAAUUUGUAAAGAAGUAAAAUAAAUUAAGAUGUAACAAUUA
This is a messenger RNA of Leopardus geoffroyi (Geoffroy's cat), 6094 nucleotides long. RefSeq names its product SEC24 homolog C, COPII coat complex component (gene SEC24C). The record is from RefSeq and is a predicted model, not a curated record. Bases 1704 to 4994 code for a protein of 1096 amino acids. Gene Ontology annotation, molecular function: zinc ion binding; SNARE binding. NCBI's taxonomy places the organism in Eukaryota, Metazoa, Chordata, Mammalia, Carnivora, Felidae. The transcript has 23 exons. Gene Ontology annotation, biological process: COPII-coated vesicle cargo loading; endoplasmic reticulum to Golgi vesicle-mediated transport; intracellular protein transport. Gene Ontology annotation, cellular component: endoplasmic reticulum exit site; COPII vesicle coat.